UGUAUUUAUUUAACAUUUAUGGAUUAGAUACUUAAAAAGUAAGAUAAGAGCUAGAAAUCCCUACCCUUAUAUAGUCUUACUAAAGUUCUCUUACCCUUUUUCCUGCUUUUAAAGUGCCUAAUCACUAAUUCGGGCUGAGAGCACUUGUGAGAGGUUGCGGCCUGGUAAGACCCUUCUCCUUACCAACUCUAUAUAUAAACUCUGUAUAAUCUCACUAGACAAGAUCUUAACUUCUAGAAUUUAAGGUAAGAAACGUCGACCGAUAAAGCGGCAUAAAUGGAUCUUUUGGACAGUAGAAAAGGGCAAAUAAGGUAAAAAAAAGAGGAGAGAGAAAGUCGGAAUGAAAAGGAGGAAGAGAAGGCCAGUUUGUCCCCUCAUGCCAGGAUCUUCGCACGUUAUCAUUCCCAGUCAUCUCCCUCACUCCCUCCCUUAACUCCACCUUCCAUUUUUAUUUUUCUAUACUCUCUCACUUCAUACCGCCAUUACUUCCCAUCUUUCUUUCUUUCUCUCUCCUCAAAACCCUAACUUUAAACCUCUUUUUCCUUCUCUCUUUUCUUCCUCCAUUACCACUUACAAUAAUUACCUUUCUCACGACGUCGUUUUUACAAUAAACCCCUUUUUUUCCUCUCUUUUGUAAAGUUAAAAAUUUCUUUUUUUAGAAACUUUUUAUCCCUUCUUUUUUGGAGGACAUAAUAUUUCCACACUUUCUCAAAAAAACUUUGAAAUGUAGGAUCCCAUUUUUCCCAAACAAAUUUUGUUUUGUUUUGUUUUUUUUUUUUUUUUUAAAUUUUUUUUUUUGGGAUUUUACUAUUGAUUGAUUAUUCUAAAAUUCAUACUCAAUGAAGAAUAUGAGGUGGUUGAAACAAAUGUCAAGGGAUAACGACAAAGACGAGAACGGAAACGGGUACAGACACGGAUACGGAUACGGAAAUGAAACCCCGUCAACAGACGGGAAAAGGAGGAAGAACAAGCUGAAAAGGAAGAUAUCAUUUGGUGAGUACAGAAGAGCAGUAUCAUGGUCAAAGUAUUUGGUAUCAUCAGGAGCAGAAAUAAAAGGAGGAGGUGAAGAAAAAUGGAGUGCAGAUAUGUCACAAUUAUACAUAGGAAAUAAAUUUGCAUCUGGAAGACAUAGUAGGAUUUAUAGAGGUAUUUAUAAACAAAAAGAUGUUGCUAUUAAACUUAUUAGUCAACCUGAAGAAGACCCUGAUUUGGCUACUAAGAUUGAACAAGAAUUUGCUUCUGAAGUUUCUCUUUUGUUUGGCUUGAAUCAUCCUAAUAUUAUCACUUUUUUUGCUGCAUGUAAGAAACCUCCUGUAUUCUGUAUCAUCACGGAGUAUAUGGCUGGGGGAUCACUGAGAAAAUAUCUUCAUCAUCAACAGCCAUAUUCUGUCCCUCUUGAUCUAGUUCUGAAGUUGGCUCUCGACAUUGCUCGGGGAAUGCAAUUUCUUCAUUCUCAGGGAAUACUUCACCGUGAUUUGAAAUCAGAAAAUCUUCUUCUUGGAAAUGAUAUGUGUGUGAAAGUAGCUGAUUUUGGUAUCUCUUGCUUAGAAACUCAAACUGGCAGUGCAAAAGGAUUCACUGGUACCUAUCGCUGGAUGGCUCCGGAAAUGAUAAGAGAAAAGCACCAUACUAAGAAAGUUGAUGUGUACAGUUUUGGCAUCGUCUUGUGGGAGAUCUUGACCGCAUUGACGCCCUUUGAUGACAUGACCCCAGAACAGGCUGCUUUUGCUGUUUGCCAGAAGAAAGCAAGGCCUCCAAUACCUGCUGAGUGCCCAACAGCAUUGAGUCGCCUUAUGAAGCGAUGCUGGUCAAGCAAACCUUAUAAACGGCCACAGUUUGAUGAGAUUGCUGCGAUUUUGGAGAGGUUUUUGAAGUCCUUUAAUCGCGAUCCUGGAUUCUUUUUAUCAUGUAAACCCAAUGGGAAAUUAUUGCGCUGCUUACCUACAUGUAUUAAUUCUCGUAAGCCUGUUUCCUUAAGUGAUUAAGGGUAUAAUCUCUUUUGAAACCGUGAAUAUAGUGAUAUAUAUAUAUAUUUAUAUGUGGAUAGAGCUGUAUAAUAUUGUAGUAGAUCAUCCCAGAUGAUUCAUGUUGUCAGCUUGUCACUGAACAUGUGUUGUACUGUAUGUUGUAUCAAGGCCCAAAAUGGCUCUGUUCCAAAAUUUUACCAAAUUCACUUCUCAAA
This is a messenger RNA of Chenopodium quinoa (quinoa), 2182 nucleotides long. Its product is annotated as serine/threonine-protein kinase HT1-like. Gene Ontology annotation, biological process: protein phosphorylation. Lineage: Eukaryota; Viridiplantae; Streptophyta; Magnoliopsida; Caryophyllales; Amaranthaceae. The record is from RefSeq and is a predicted model, not a curated record. Bases 840 to 1985 code for a protein of 381 amino acids. Gene Ontology annotation, molecular function: ATP binding; protein kinase activity. The transcript is spliced from 3 exons.